Messenger RNA from Lotus japonicus, 1396 nucleotides. Its product is annotated as probable lactoylglutathione lyase, chloroplastic. The transcript is spliced from 8 exons. The record is from RefSeq and is a predicted model, not a curated record. Gene Ontology annotation, cellular component: cytoplasm. Gene Ontology annotation, molecular function: metal ion binding; lactoylglutathione lyase activity. Bases 83 to 1180 code for a protein of 365 amino acids. NCBI's taxonomy places the organism in Eukaryota, Viridiplantae, Streptophyta, Magnoliopsida, Fabales, Fabaceae.
GAUAAGAAAGCAGAGAUGCUAGGUGGUGUGUGACUGUGAGUAAACAAAGGACAAAGACAUUGUAUCAUUUGCAAGCAUAGCAAUGGUCUCAUCCUUAAUGUUAGGAGCAGCUACUACAGCAUUGUCACCUUCUACUUGUUCUACACUGUCAUCAUCAUCAUCAUCAUCAUCACCAUCACCAUUACCACCACCACCACCACCAUCAUCAUCAUCACCAUCAUCAUUAUUUUCACGAAGAUUUGCUGUAACUUGGUUCUCUGCAGCUUCAUUUGGUUAUUCAGCUCUGCCACAACCCCAGUUACUAUUUGGUGCAAAAGGAUUUCCAUUUCAAGUACCAGAGGCUAUUGCUGCUGCAGAAAAAAAGCUAGUCCCACCAGUGCCAAAUUUGUUUGAUUGGGUCCAAAAUGACAAGCGAAGAUUUCUCCAUGUUGUGUACAAAGUUGGAGACUUAGAGAAGACUAUAAAGUUCUACACUGAAUGCCUUGGCAUGAAGCUGUUGAGACAACGUGAUAUACCAGAAGAUAGAUAUUCAAAUGCUUUUCUUGGAUAUGGGCCUGAAGAUUCCAGUUUUACAGUUGAACUUACCUACAAUUAUGGAGUGGAUAACUAUGACAUUGGAGCUGGCUUUGGCCAUUUUGGUAUUGUGACUGAGGAUGUUGCCAAGACAGUAGAUCUAAUAAAGGCAAAAGAGGGCAAGGUUACCAAGGAACCAGGGCCUUUCAUUGAAGAUCCUGAUGGUUAUAAGUUUAAGCUGUUGGAGAGAAAAGGACCUACUUCGGAACCCUUUAGCCAAGUGAUGCUUCGAGUAGGUGAUCUUGAUCGUGCCAUAGCCUUUUAUCAAAAAGCUAUUGGCAUGAAACUUCUUUUCAAGGAAGAUAACCCUGACCACAAGUACACAGUAGCCGUAAUGGGCUAUGGUUCUGAAGCUGAUAAUCCUGUUCUAGAACUGACAUAUAACUAUGGCGUUACUAAUUAUGACAAAGGAAAUGGUUAUGCACAGAUUGCAAUAGGCACAAAUGAUAUCUACAAGACUGCAGAAGCAAUCAAAUUGUCUGGAGGGAAGAUUAUCCGUGAACCUGGGCCCUUGCCAGGUAUCAACACCAAGAUCGUAGUUUGCUUGGACCCUGAUGGUUGGAAAUUGGUAUUUGUUGAUAAUGUUGAUUUUCUGAAGGAACUAUAGGAUCCGACACAUCUUCACAGAACUUAUGCAAAUCUAACAAUUUUGUCGGUGAAAUCUUACAUUCAUACAGUGACUGUAAAAUCUACAAUCCAUCUGUGUAACCCCCUCCAAUCACUGUGAGAAGAAAGGAAAGAAAAGUAAAAUGUAUAUUUACAAACAACCCCAAUGGAAAUUUUAUUAUUUUUUAUUAUGCUACUUUGGCACUGCAAUUCAAUA